AGCGCAGAGAGGGCUGAGCUGUAAGUGCUCCGUGUACCGGUUCUGCGACCUCAAGCCGCACGGAGACCCCACCUCCCCCCACCCCGGGCCUGCUGAGAACUAACGCCCUCCCUGCCCUCUUGACCGUCUCACGGGGGACGUGCUGCUGACUGGCGCCUGCGACCUAGUAGCGGGACACACCCAGAGAGGACUCGGAGCCAUGAGCCGCCAGCCCCGGAGCGUGGCGGCCCUGCUGCUCGGGCUGCUCCUGGAGUGUACAGAGGCCAAAAAACAUUGCUGGUAUUUUGAAGGACUCUAUCCAACAUAUUAUAUAUGCCGCCCUUACGAGGACUGCUGUGGCUCCAGGUGCUGUGUGCGGGCCCUCUCCAUACAGAGGCUGUGGUAUUUUUGGUUCCUUUUGAUGAUGGGCGUGCUCUUCUGCUGCGGAGCUGGCUUCUUCAUCCGGAGGCGCAUGUAUCCCCCACCGCUGAUCGAGGAGCCCGCCUUCAACGUAUCCUACACCAGGCAGCCCCCCAACGCCACUCCAGGGGCCCAGCAGCCGGGGCUGCCAUAUUACACGGACCCUGGAGGACCAGGGAUGAAUCCUGCCGGGAAUGCUAUGGCGAUGGCUUUCCAGGCCCAACCCAACUCACCCCAGGGAAGCACAGCCUACCCACCGCCCCCUUCUUACUGCAAUACGCCCCCGCCCCCAUAUGAACAGGUGGUGAAGGCCAAGUAGCAGGGUCACCUGCCUGUGCGACCUCACAGGGGAACAGGGAGGGGCACUGUCACUCCACCUCUCUGUCCCCAUCAAUGUCUGCUUCCAGGAAUUGUCUUCUGAGCCACUAAGGGCAAAUUCCUCUUUGAUACCUUCAAAUCAAGCACAGCCCCCUUUCAAGUGUUCCAUGGAGGACCAAUAUUUGAAUUCACCCUGUGUCUCCUCUGUUACUUCUGUUUCUGAUGUAAUCCGAGCUCUGGCAGAGUGUGGACAGUCCCCAAGGGUUGACACCUUAGAUCCUUGGGGAAGAGACUAAGGAGGAUGAGGCAAGGCAGGGCUGGUGUGUGCAGGAGAACACAAGUGAGCACACGGAAGGGACCGCUGCUAGCCUUGACAGCUUCCUCCCAGGUACACAGCAGGCAGCUCGUGGAAACGAGGCCCCACAGGCUCCAUUCUUUGAGCCCCUCGUCCUGUGGGCCUUCCUCUUCAAGAAGCCGUUAGACUUGUGGUGUAGAAGAAACUUCUUAGCACUUUCUAUCUCCGUUUACUUCCUAAGAAUGAGGGAGGCCGCCCUUCUGCACAGCCAGGGCUGGAAGAGCUCUCUUCCUCAAGAUGACAGGAUCCAGAAUCCGGCCAAGUUGGAUGUCUACACUUACCUGAAAAUGACUAAGGAAAGUUACUUAAGUUUAUGAGGAAUUUCUCUCUGCCUCAAACUGGGACAUUGCAUUUUAUGAGCUCUUGGUCUGACUUGGCAGAAAUAAAAUGUUUCCCCGUUUUUUAGUGAGUUUGCGGACACUCCUGUAGAGAGAGUCCUGUCCUUUGAGGUCAGACUCAGAGUGUCUUCUCGGACUGGCAGCCACCCUCUGGCUUUGUCAUGACCAGAGGUCUCCACACCCUUCCCCGAGGCAGCCCCGGCAGUGGGUUGUGAUGGACAUUUGCAAAGCAGAGAGGCACAUCUGGCUGGGAAGUCACAUCAACCCCUGGGAGAGAGGAAUCCCAGCAGGGUCUGGCCGGCGGUUUUGAGCCUGGGGCAGCAGGCCCCUGCAGUGGUUUGUUUGAUCUCAGCAGAAGUGUGUGUCGGACAAGGGGAAAGCUUGCUGGAAAAAAAAGAGGAAUGCAAAAUCCCAGGACUGCAGGAAGAUCUCUUCAAAAAGUACAGAAUAGAUCUCACUGACAACUAAAUCAACAUUAGAAUAGAAGAUGUGGUUGGAAAUGCAAAUCCUGGCUAAGAAACAGAUCUCACCCUGGGAUCCAACAGUAGCCCUAGUCACCGGGAUGCAGGGAGGUCCUGUUCCUCUGCAGUUAGUGAUGCUGACAGUGCGUUUAAACCCAGAUUGAGAUCUGACCGGUUGUGUAUAGGAAGGCAGAGCAGCCUAGCCAAGGUGGGUAGAUCCCUGUGUGUGUUUAGUAGUGGGAUAGGGUGGGGGGCAGGGGCUUAUUUUUGUAAUGAGCUAAUUGGAGCCUCUUGCGAAAUUGUUAUGCAUUGAACUUGAGCAAUUUUGUUACUCAUUGAACUUGAGCAUGGGAACAUCCCGCUGCAGUGGAUGCUGAGUCCCCCAGACCAGGAGUCCCUUUCCUACUGGGAUCUCUGUAUCAGGGGAGGGCGUGAAAUCGGGAUGGGGCCGCAGCGGCGGCUCUGACUUACCUUCCCU
Molecule: messenger RNA, 2349 nt
Organism: Prionailurus viverrinus (fishing cat)
Lineage: Eukaryota; Metazoa; Chordata; Mammalia; Carnivora; Felidae
Gene: VOPP1
Product: VOPP1 WW domain binding protein
Exons: 5
Coding region: 200-718 (172 amino acids)
Cellular component (GO): cytoplasmic vesicle membrane
Source: RefSeq, a predicted model, not a curated record